AUGGGUAGAUUAAAAAAAACCCUAAUUUCAGCUUGCCUUCUCUACUUGGCUAUUCUACCUCUUAUAGUCUCAUCCGCAAAGGAAGAAGACAAAUGCGGUGGCUCUAAUGGAAGAGUUUCUGCUGCGGAGAAGGCGACGACUCUUAAUUACAAGAUCGGAGCUCUCUUCUCCAUCUUAAUCGCCGGAGUAUUCGGAGUCUGUUUACCUAUCUUCGGUCUCAAGUCAGAGAGCAAUUUCUUCAUGUUCGUGAAAGCAUUCGCCGCCGGAGUAAUUCUAGCCACCGGUUUUGUCCACAUUCUCCCCGAUGCCACCGAGAGUCUCACGAGUCCGUGCAUCGGAGAAGAGCCACCGUGGGGAGAUUUUCCGAUGACGGGACUCGUCGCCAUGGCUGGAGCGAUUUUGACCAUGCUGAUUGAGUCCUUUGCUUCAGGGUAUUUGAAUAGAUCUCGGUUGGAGAAUGAGUCUAAGACCUUGCCUGUGAGUACGGGUGGAGACAAAGAGGAGGACUCUGUUCAUACUCAUGCCACACAAGGACAUUCUCAUGGCUCUCUGCUCGGUCCCCAAGAUGAUCACAUUGAUCUGAGGAAAAAGAUUGUCACUCAAAUAUUGGAAUUGGGGAUUGUAGUUCACUCGGUGAUAAUAGGAAUAUCACUUGGAGUAUCUCCGAGUGUUAGCACAAUAAAGCCUCUCAUAGCUGCAAUAACAUUCCAUCAAUUGUUUGAAGGUUUUGGUCUUGGUGGUUGCAUCUCUGAGGCAAAGUUUAAAGUUAAGAAAAUAUGGGUUAUGGUGUUGUUCUUCGCAGUCACAGCACCACUAGGGAUCGGAAUCGGGAUAGGAGUUGCAGAGAUUUACAAUGAGAAUAGCCCGAUGGCCCUAAUGGUGUCCGGUUUUCUUAACGCUGCGGCUGCUGGAAUCUUGAUUUACAUGGCGCUUGUUGAUUUGGUAGCUCCACUAUUCAUGAACCACAAAGCUCUAAGUAGUAUGAAGAUACAAUUAGCUUGUAGCUUUUUUCUAAUUCUUGGUGCUUGUUUGAUGUCUCUUCUAGCUAUUUGGGCUUGA
Molecule: messenger RNA, 1059 nt
Organism: Microthlaspi erraticum
Lineage: Eukaryota; Viridiplantae; Streptophyta; Magnoliopsida; Brassicales; Brassicaceae
Source: the annotation of a GenBank genome assembly